Molecule: messenger RNA, 1038 nt
Organism: Phytophthora sojae
Lineage: Eukaryota; Oomycota; Peronosporomycetes; Peronosporales; Peronosporaceae
Exons: 2
Coding region: 1-1038 (345 amino acids)
Source: RefSeq, a predicted model, not a curated record
AUGACCUUGAUGGGGCUCAACAUCACGGACGCCACGUGCGACUACGGACUCGCGCAGACAGCAGCGGGCUGCGCGCGGGUGUUGGCGACCUACGACCCGAGCGUGUACCUGCACUUUCAGAUCGCCUACUGCGUCGUGGGCUCCGUGACGCUCAUCAUGAGCGCCGUCAUGUACUACCGAGCCGACAAGUACGACGGCUCGCCGCUGCAGCUGUCCACGUUCCUCUUCUGCUGCUACGCGGCACUGACGAUGAUCGUCCGGGGCGCAGAUCCCUCGAGCUACGGCCACAUCAUCCCGCGCCCUGUCGGGGCCUUCCUCUCGGACUCGUGCACAGCUGCGCUCUACUCUGUGUAUGUCAUUGCACUGGGCUACUGGGCGACCAUUAUCCAGCGGGGCGCCGCAGUGAUCCACAAGCCCGCACACCUCAAGUGCCUUGAGUCCGCGGUGAUCGCGUUCAUCUGGGCCUUUUACAUCGCCUACGACAUGUCCCUCUUCGCGUUCAAGGGCUUCAUCCCGCCGACCCUCAACUACAUUCAACUGAGCGUGGGUGCGAGUGUUCUGGCCCUGAUCGCCCUGACAUUCCUCAUCUACGGGCUGCGCGUGAUGACGCGCCUGCAGGAGUACGAGCGGCAGCUGAAGCGGCGGAUGCCCAGCUUCGAGUCGGACUACAACCUCUCGAACCACUCGUUCGACCUGAACGUGAGCGACAGCGAGGACGAGGCGCCGGCCGCGCAGGAGCGUCGGGUUGCUCCUCGUCGCCCUGCCGCAGGACACACGGCCAAGAUCAGGAGGAUCCUCCUCGUGGCCGAGGCGGUGUCCAUCGUCGUCAUCGCUGGCCAAGUGUACAUGGUCACGCAGAUCUCCUACUCACCGGUGGAGCUCGCGUGUGCCAACGGCAUGCUGUGCAGCACCGUCAAGCCCAAGUGGAGCUUGCUGCAUGUCUUCCAGGUGGUUGCCGUCUGGGCCAUUUUGUACGUCUUCCGCGACGUCCAGAAGAAGAGUGUCAUUCCACACGCGCGAGGCAGCACAGUAUACUAG